This is a messenger RNA of Girardinichthys multiradiatus, 5986 nucleotides long. It is a transcript of the gene lmln, whose product is annotated as leishmanolysin-like (metallopeptidase M8 family). Gene Ontology annotation, cellular component: membrane; cytoplasm. The transcript has 16 exons. Gene Ontology annotation, biological process: proteolysis; cell adhesion. The coding region runs from base 159 to 2162 and encodes 667 amino acids. The record is from RefSeq and is a predicted model, not a curated record. NCBI's taxonomy places the organism in Eukaryota, Metazoa, Chordata, Actinopteri, Cyprinodontiformes, Goodeidae. Gene Ontology annotation, molecular function: metalloendopeptidase activity.
UAAUUGCCUAAACAUCGAUCGUUAUUGCAGGAUGGUAUCGUGUUUAGAUUCACCUCGCAAGUGAUGAAUGAAACGAGCGCCGUGGGGACCGGACGGAGACCGGCGGAGGUUGUGAUUGCUUCGGGCUGUUCAGCCCUGCUUAUCGUGCUCGUCAGAGGAUGGAGCGCUGGUCAAGAGGGGCUGGCAAGCCGUCCGUGUCCCGGUUUCUCCUCGGCCCUGCUCUCAUCCUCUCGCUCCUAGCGGUGCAAGCGAGCUGUCACGGUACCUGCAGACACAGAGUCCCCUCCCGCAGCGAGGUUGUCCACCAAGUGUACUUGAAGCCUGAGCGCAUAACCAAGAGAAGUUCUCCUGACGAUCUGCAGCUAAAGAUAAAGAUCAUCUAUGACAGCAGCGUUGAUCAACUUCCUGCUGACAAACGGAGACUGGUGAAGGACAAGCUGUUUCCUCAGGCCAUCGACUACCUUCAGAGCGCUUUCAGUGUGAGGCGCAGGGUUGGACCUGUGCUGCUCAGCAGACAAUGUGGAACCAACCAGUACAUGAGGAAGAGAGGUGACCCUCAUCGAUACUGCCAGGAUUCUUGCGCAGACGUCACCCGGUGUGGUCCUGUCGUCGUGCCACAGCACCACCUGCAGCAAUGUAAGGUAUGCAGCGAGUCAGGGAAAUCGUGUGGCCCAACGGGGCCCCCAGACGGCCUCGGGGUGGACGGAUCAGACUUCGUUCUCUACGUCAGCGGCAUCACCACAGAGCGGUGUGGACAGGAGAACAUAGUGGCCUACGCUGCCUACUGCCAGCUGGAAGCGGAGCUGGACAGGCCUAUAGCAGGUUAUGCCAACCUGUGUCCUGCCAUGAUCUCCUCUCAGCCUCAGGAGUUUGAAGGGAUGUUGUCUACUGUCAAACAUGAGAUCAUCCAUGCUCUGGGGUUUUCAGCCGGUCUGUUCGCCUUCUACCACGACGAUGAGGGCAAACCUCUGACGCCUCGCUUCGCCAGCGGCCUCCCUGCGUUCAACGAGAGCCUGGGCCUGUAUCAGUGGAGCGAGGCGGUGAUCAGGAGGGUCAGCAGACUGUGGGACAUCAGAGGAGGAGAGAUGGUGCGGCACCAUGUGCACGUCCUGGUCACUCCUCGCGUUGUGGAGGAGGCAAGGAGGCACUUUAACUGUCCCAUCCUGGAGGGGAUGGAGCUGGAGAACCAGGGAGGAACAGGAACUGAACUCAAUCACUGGGAGAAGCGACUGCUGGAGAAUGAGGCCAUGACGGGCUCCCACACCCAGAACCGGGUGUUUUCUCGCCUCACGCUGGCCAUCAUGGAAGACAGCGGCUGGUACCGAGCCAACUACAGCCUGGCUCAGAGGCUGGACUGGGGCCGCGGCCUUGGCUGCGACUUUGUCAUGAAGAGCUGCAAGUUCUGGAUGGACAGACAGAAGCAGAGGCGACACCCUGUGACCCCGUUCUGUGACACGGUACGGGCCUCUCCUCUGCAGCUGACCUGCAGACAGGACCAGCUGGCUGUUGCUGUCUGUAACCUGCAGAAAUACCCCCAGCAGUUACCCCUGGAGUACCAGUAUUUCGAUCGGAUCCCGGAUGUGGCCGCAGAUCAGCUGUCUUCCUUUGGGGGCGCUGUGGAGAUUGCUGAUUUCUGCCCCUUCAGCCAGGACUUCAGCUGGCACCUGAGUGGAGAAUAUCAAAGAAACUCGUACUGCAGAGUAUUGGAGAACCAGCCAGACUGGUGGAGGAAUUAUGGAGCGGAGCAGUAUGGUCCGGACUCGGUGUGUCUGUACCAGAAGUCAGCCUUUGUCAUGGAGCAGUGCACCAGGAAGAUGACAUAUCCCGACUGGGGCUCUGGAUGCUAUAAGGUUUCGUGCUCUUCUCAGGGCCUGACUGUGUACGUUCAGGAUAGUUCCUUCCUGUGCUUGCGGAAAGGUCAGCUGCUGAGCGUCAGCGUCCGUGUCAACGACUGGGUUUAUAACGGAGUACUGGUCUGCCCCGCCUGCACGGAUUUCUGUGAUGACUGCCCCCUGCCCCACCAGCUCCUGCCCAUCAAUACCUCCAGGAGCAACCCCAUUGAUCCCUGCUCCAGUUCUCCAGGUCUGGCCAUCACUCUCUGGCUCCUUCUGCUCAACAUGCUCCCUCUAGUGGCUGGACUGCUGAUCUGCCACUGCAGCUGAUAAAACACACAUAUGAACAAACACACACACACAUUCACAAUAAGGUAGCUAAAGCUACUGUACUGUAGCCCUCAGAGGACUUGAUGAUACACCUCUUUCCUCCUUGUUUUUCUUCUGUUUUUGGUUUUUCAUCCUUUUAACCUCAAGCUGGGAAAACAUUCUUUUUACAUCCUUGACUCACUCUUCCUUCAUUCCUAACCUUAUUUCCACCUACUCCCACUUUUUUCCUCUCAGGAUCUUUGCUCUUGUUUCUUUUUUUUUGUUUUUUCUGAUAAUAAAACUGUGUCUGCAUCUCUCAGUACUGUGCUGCAGAAGGGUGUGUUUACAUGCACUCCAAAACUAGUCAGCCUUCAUGGAACUGAGAGCCCUGGUCACUGUAAUCAGAGUGUAAAGGUGGUAGAUCCCUGACAUACUUCUCUGCCUGCAGACGGUUAUCACUGGCUGGAAGAGGUACAGUUAUUUAAAUGUGGCAGCUUAUGUCGUUACUUGCAGGUAAACUGUUCCUAACAAGGGGAACCAUCUUUCUUUGGCUGAGCACUGAGUACGUUUAUUUUGUAGUGGGGAUGUGCAUGUUAUAAACCUCUACUCCUCUUUUCAAGGCUGCAAUACAUUUAUAUUAAUGUAAAUAUACAGAAUAAUUUUUAAGAAAAUAUUUUUAAUUACAGGAAAAUAAUGACAGAUUUCUAUCAUCAAGUUAAUCGAAUUUUCUCAAUAACAUUUCGAGUUUAGGCUCUGUUCAGACCUGGCAAGUACGUGGAUCCCGGGUGGGUUCCAGUUCAUUUUCUGGGUUGGAACAUUAAAUAGUCCGACUGACGAGUACAAAUGGAACGUAACAUGGGGUCACUCUAAACUUGAGAUUUUUCCAGUGCAUGUAAACAUGUCCUCAUGAUUCAGGGAACAGGAUACUCAUUUAAUUAAAAUGAAAUCCAAUUUUAUGUCGAUUGAAACACAGGAGGUCGUCUGUCUUUUCCUCUGUAGAGCAGGAGUGCGAUGAAAUCUCUCCAGUAUGAACCCAUUUUUAAUUUUUCUUCAACUUGGGAUCAUUCUGAAUGCUCAGGUUUUGUAUUUUAUCCCUUAAUGUUGCUGUAGACCCAUGUUUAGAGCUGGAAUUCAAAUCUUGGAGGAUCAUUGCUUUUGGAUAUUCUGUUAUAACUGCCAUAUUCAUUCAUCAAUAUGAACAAGGAGGAGCCCUCAGAAGGUCUGUUUGGAUUGUUUUACGGUCACAAGUUUUUAGAGCUAUAAUUGACAUUUCUCAAAACACACACCUGAGUUGAGAUUGGAAUCGGUGCUGUUUGGUGACCCCUGGUGGCAGCUGGGGGUAAGAGUCAAUUUAUGCAGAAAACUUUAGAGGCAGACUGUCGUGUAUGAGGUGGAUUACAGCGUGUCUGGUGAGUUCAAAUGAAUUACCUCUUUUGUUCUGAGCAGACCUUGUGAUGAUCGAGUCAUACUGAAUGAAUCUGUAGCUGUUCGUACAGGUGGAUGGAAUAAUGUUGGGUUUGGGUUUCCUUUCUAACCUCAUACUGUGCACAGGAAGGUCUUGCAGCAUGUUAAGAGAGCUCUGUUCUCUGAUGCAUGCUCAGUAGUUUCUCAUACAGAUAGUUGAAUAAUUAUAAGCUUCAUUUACCUCUGACGUUGGAACCCAGAUCUGGGAAUAACGUCACAUCCAAGUUACCAGUUGCUGGGCGCCUCAGAAGGGAAUUUUUCUGUAGUCCAACCAGCUGAAGAAAACUAAAGCCAUUCCAGCACUUUCUCUGGUCUCUUAUUAAAAGCUAUUUAAACAGGAGUAGCUUGAAAGUUUUAGUGGUUUUGAAAAAAAUAACUUUAGAAAACCUUGACAUACCUUGAUACCAGUAACUGGGACAUGUGCACUACUAUGUGCUUUACUGAUUUAAUGACACGUAAACCACCAGACGACCCAAGAAAACCUGUUUAGCACUGCAGCUGAAUAUAUAUUAACACUGUUUGUUUUUUUCAUUAGUUGUGAAAAUGUGGCUGUUCUAUCUCGAUUAUUUCUCAUAAGCUCCAAAGAAAGCUACGUUUUUGCAGAGUAAAGGAAGGUCUGAGAUGCCUACAUGUAUAACUUAAGGUAAAAUUGUACUCCGACACUUAGAACCUCCAACCUUGAUAUUUAUACUUCCUAAAGAGGGGUUUAGAUCCUCCAAGAUUUUCUCUACUGAGUUCAGCAUGCUGCAGGUGGAACGGGCAGAUGUUGGAGCCACUGACAGCACUUGCAGGAAUGCAAUGGUGCUUAUUUUAACAUACAGGUAUAGAAAAAAUUGGACUGUUUUAAUCAGCUCAAUUGUAACGUUGAACAUUUCUAUAAUGAAGGAAAUUUUGCUGUUUUGUACUUGAUUGUUUUUAAAAUGCAGCCCAGUGUGAUAAAGACUGAACUCUUUGAGUUGAGCAGCUAAAGUCUUUAUGUUCACAAACUGGAGGAAGCCACAGCCAAACGUCUCCAUGAUAUGAAGUGUUCAUUGCAAAGCAGAAAAAAAUACCUUUUAGCUACGUCUGUAUGCAUGAUAGGAGGCAGAUGAUGGUACCCUGCCACAGGAAAUGGAUCUUUCUUUGGGUGAACUAAAGAACAAAGAGUUGCCGUUGACUGUGAUGUUAUGCUUGUUUCAUUGUUAGCAGUAGUGCCAAAAAACAAAGAUUCAAUUUUUGUAUGGCAAACUUUCCUCUGUGUUAUGUUGGAGUUUUUUAUACAAAAGGCUGAAGAUACAGAAAAUUAUUUACUUGUAAAAGUGCUGUUCUCUUCCUGUGGUUUGCGGUCAUAUGCGGUUACUAUGGGUCCUAGAAAGUUCUUCUCAACAAAUCAGAAACUUGGUCUUUCAAUCCUGAACAAUGAAGGAUUUGUUUCCAGGUUUUGAUUCUUACAGGGGUCUGUUGCCAUGGCAACUUUGGUAGAGCAUUUUCCUUCUGCAGAAAGUCUCAGCUGCAGGUUAACAGAUCAACACAAUUAAAAUAAACAUCUCCUGAUCUGUUGGUCACCUUUGGGGAACAAACAAAUCAAUCCUCUUUUGUCCUUAUUCAAUUUAAAAAGACAAACCGACUGCAAAGACUGAAUACCUAAAUAUAGCGAAAAUAACUAAAGUCUAAAAAUGUGACCCCAAAUAUUUUUUAUACUGUUUUUCAAUAAAAUGAUCUUCCUGCUCUUCUGUGCAGUUUGCCAACAUGUAUUAAACUGCAUCUCUAUAAAAGUACUUAAAAAUGAACUUGGAUUUUCUCAAGCUUGAAGGUUUGCACUUAAACCAGAUAAGCUGGCCUUAAUGUCUGGGGACUUCUCUGAUAAACUGCAACAGAGUAAACAAAGGUUGCAUGUGGUGACAGAAUGCAAGGCUUUGGGUUUAGCUCUAUAUUUAUUCAAAUGUGUUUUUAGAUUUGCUCCGUCUGUUUUUUUGUUCUGCAACAUUUUGGCGGCAUCAUGUCAACUAGAAGGAUCCAUUGUUUGUCUUACAAACUUACAUGUUAAGAAUCAUGCAGCAUAAAUCUUUGUGUCGCCUGUUAGCAUUGUUCAGAUGAUCUGACCUUGGUCCACGUUUCUUAUUGUACUCAACAAAAUGAAUGAAGUUUAUGCUACUGUGUUCACUGAUGUUGGACUGAGCUGGAGAAGGAAAAAAAGGAUUUUGUUUCAAAUAAAGCUGGAUAAUUUUGUAUUGUUGAAGACGUCAUGGAAAUGUGACAUGUUUGUUUCUUUUAGUGUUGAGGUGAAAAGCAGUGAAACAGUAAAAACUCAGUUAAAUGAUUUUUUUUUCCUUUUAUAAAAGGGCUGCCUUUAUUACAAAUCAAGUUUUUUUUCCCUCCAAAUAAAUGCUUUCUCUACCCCA